GCGAGGUAGUCGGGUAACAAAAAAAUAAAAAUAAAAAAAUAACGAAUGGAGGUAUGGUCAUCAAGGCCACCACUGAGGCAUCAUCUGUUUGAUUUACAUGCUUCUUCUUCUUCUUCUGUUCAUCAUCAUUAUCAUCAUCGUCUUGUUAAUUGUAAAUCAUAUCAUCUUCCUGUUACAUUUAUCUUCUGCUGUUCUUCCUCAUCCACCACGUCCGCCGCUGUGCCAAAACAAUCCGGUAGACCCACAAGACCAUCCGCCGUUUCCACUACCACUUCAACUUCCGAUAGCGACACCAUUCGGGUUGUCCGUCUCAAAAAGGUGGAAGAAUUGAGGACAAAGGGAUUUGCUUCCAAUACUCCGCCCAAAUCCAACCUCCCACCUUCCUCCAAAACUACCCUAAUAUCUCCCAAACCCUCUCCCUCACCACCUAUUUCCGCCACAAACAUCAACACCCAACUUCAAGAAAAACUCCUUUACCUUGAUUCAUUCGGAAUCGACCUAAUCCCCCUUCUCGCCACUCACCCACCCCUCAUCUCCACCUCCUUAUCCCAUAUCAAAUCGACUAUCUCGUUCCUUACCACCACCAUUCCCCUCACCCCGCCUGCCCUCGACCGCCUUAUAUCCAUUUGCCCGGAAGUCCUUACACUCCCACUCCCUUCCAUCAUCUCCACCAUCACAUUCCUCCUCAGGGAAGCCCACGUCCGCAGCCACAACCUUCGCUAUGUCAUCCACCGUCGCCCUAGACUACUCACCUCUGAUGUAAAAACACGCCUUCGCCCCACCCUCUACUUUCUCCAAGGUACAAUUGGUAUUGCAGAUGUUAACAAGCACACCCACCUUCUAUCUUGCUCUGUUGAAGACAAACUCCUUCCUCGAAUCGAAUACUUCCACGAAAACAUAGGAAUUUCCCAUGAUGACACAAUCUUGAUUUUCAGGCGCUUCCCCUCAUUGUUUUGUUAUAGUAUAAAGGAGAAUCUUGAGCCAAAAUUUAAUUAUUUUGCGAGGGAAAUGGGGCGGGACUUGAAGGAAUUGGUGGAGUUCCCACAAUAUUUUUCGUUUAGCUUAGAGAAUCGGAUAAAACCAAGGCACCUGCGAUGUAUGGAAAAGGGGGUGUGUUUACCGCUGCCAGCAAUGUUGAGGUCUAGUGAGAAGCGGUUUUUGGAACGACUGGAGGUGCCUUUUGAUUCUUCCAUGCCAGUGAGGAAAUCUCCCUUUUGGUCUUACAAGCAUAGUGAUGAUUAAUGAUAGUGCUUGUUAUACCUUGUUGUUCUGUUUUUGUGUAUAUAGUAUCAAGAUUUCUAGAACAAGAAUAUUUGAUUUUUCUACAAGAUGUUUUGGUGAGUCUAGUAACCGGAAUGGAAUUUUAAGAUUUUAUGGUCAA
This is a messenger RNA of Erigeron canadensis, 1381 nucleotides long. RefSeq names its product transcription termination factor MTEF1, chloroplastic. Gene Ontology annotation, molecular function: double-stranded DNA binding. NCBI's taxonomy places the organism in Eukaryota, Viridiplantae, Streptophyta, Magnoliopsida, Asterales, Asteraceae. Bases 46 to 1242 code for a protein of 398 amino acids. Gene Ontology annotation, biological process: regulation of DNA-templated transcription. The record is from RefSeq and is a predicted model, not a curated record. The transcript has 2 exons.